CACCAAAAUUAUUAACAUCAUUGCUGCAAGUAUAGUAUGCAAAGUUGUUCACAGUGGAUUCAACGAAUAAAAUGGCCGUUGGACCGACGGAGGGUAAACAACCUCAACCUCCACAAGAGAAUUUCUCACCAGCACCUGCCACCGUACCCGUCGUUGUUCCGGCCCAUCAAAUCAUAGCACCCAGCCCCAUCUUGGCCAUACCGACACUUGCCUUUUCUGCUGCCCAAGUUGAGAUCGUCUGUAAAACACUGGAAGAUUCCGGCGAUAUAGAACGUUUGGCCAGAUUUCUCUGGAGUUUACCGGUGGCACUGCCCAAUAUGCAUGAAAUCUUGAAUUGUGAAGCGGUAUUGAGGGCGCGAGCUGUGGUGGCAUAUCAUGUGGGAAAUUUCAGGGAACUUUAUGCAAUAAUUGAAAAUCAUAAAUUUACAAAAGCUUCAUAUGGAAAAUUGCAGGCAAUGUGGCUGGAAGCCCAUUAUAUUGAAGCGGAAAAAUUGCGGGGACGAUCACUGGGUCCCGUAGACAAAUAUCGUGUUAGAAAAAAAUUCCCCCUACCGCCGACCAUCUGGGAUGGUGAACAAAAAACACAUUGUUUUAAAGAACGCACACGAAGUUUACUGCGUGAAUGGUACCUUCAGGAUCCCUAUCCGAAUCCAACGAAAAAACGUGAAUUAGCCAAAGCGACCGGCCUUAAUCCCACCCAGGUGGGGAAUUGGUUUAAAAAUCGUCGUCAGCGUGAUAGAGCGGCGGCAGCAAAAAAUCGAUUACAACACAAUCAAAAUUCCGGUCUCGGCUGUAGACGCCGACCCGAUGGUGCACCCUCACCCACGCCCUCCGAUACCUCUGAUUCGGAUAUAUCGCUGGGUACCCACUCACCCGUACCGGGCAGUUUACAUUUGCAACACAGCCCCGGUUCAACAUCGAAUGGCGCUAACGAUGAAAGCCUCAGCAUCGAUGAUGAUAAACCACGAGAUCUGUCAAAUUCAUUGUCUGGCAGUAAUUUACCUGCAUAUCCCACAGCAACGUUGCCACCCUCAUGUUUGCCUUCGUUUAAGCUGGAUGCAGCUGCCACGAGUCUAUUCAAUGCUGGAUAUUUGCAAAGUUUUGCCAAUUUUAAAGAGAUGACCCAACAAUUCCCCAUACAGCCGAUGGUGAUAAGACCACAUCCACAAUUGCCGCAAGCAUUGGCUGCCAUGAAUGGGGGCAAUCAUUUGCAUCCUAAUUAUGCCUCGGCGGCUUAUGUUGUCGAUUGUACGUCAUCGUCGUCCUCGCCACAAUCAUCAGCGGCGCAUCCACCAAAAAUACGUGUCAAUUCACCGGAAAAACUUAAUUUGACUGCGAAUAGUAUAGCGGCGACACUGACGGCUGCGGUGGCCCAUCAUCCGCAUCUUCAUCAGCAUCAUCACCACCAAACGCAACUGCAGCAGCAGCAGCAACAUCAUCAUCACCAGCAACAGCAGCAACAACAUCAAGCGCACCAACACCCACCUACAAUAACAAUACAAAAUCAACGUGGUAGCAGCAGUAGCCCCAGCAGUGUAUCCUCAGCAACGGCCUCAUCGGCGGCAGCCUCAGCGACCACGGUGGCCACGGCCUCUGCAACAGCGGUAACAACACCCUAUCAUCAUAGCUCGCAAUUUUUGCAUCGCCCAUUUUCCCCAUCGCCCGAUAUUGUUAAGCACAACAAUGCUCCGGAGAUAACAUGAUGAUGUCUAAGUAGCAGAG
Musca vetustissima is the source of this 1722-nucleotide messenger RNA. RefSeq names its product protein Optix. Lineage: Eukaryota; Metazoa; Arthropoda; Insecta; Diptera; Muscidae. Gene Ontology annotation, molecular function: DNA-binding transcription factor activity, RNA polymerase II-specific; RNA polymerase II cis-regulatory region sequence-specific DNA binding. The record is from RefSeq and is a predicted model, not a curated record. Gene Ontology annotation, biological process: regulation of transcription by RNA polymerase II. The coding region runs from base 72 to 1703 and encodes 543 amino acids. The transcript has 4 exons. Gene Ontology annotation, cellular component: nucleus; transcription regulator complex.